This is a messenger RNA of Microcebus murinus (gray mouse lemur), 458 nucleotides long. RefSeq names its product translocase of outer mitochondrial membrane 7 (gene TOMM7). Gene Ontology annotation, cellular component: mitochondrial outer membrane translocase complex. Lineage: Eukaryota; Metazoa; Chordata; Mammalia; Primates; Cheirogaleidae. The record is from RefSeq and is a predicted model, not a curated record. Gene Ontology annotation, biological process: protein import into mitochondrial matrix.
UUUCCUUUUCCUUGUGGAUUUCGAACGCGGUUGCUGCUCGAGGUGGUCCUCGCUGUGCCGCCUGGCCGUCGCCAUGGUGAAGCUGAGCAAAGAGGCGAAGCAGAGGUUGCAGCAGCUCUUCAAGGGCGGCCAGUUUGCCAUCCGCUGGGGCUUUAUUCCUCUCGUGAUUUACCUGGGAUUUAAGAGGGGUGCAGAUCCUGGAAUGCCCGAACCAACUGUUUUGAGCCUACUUUGGGGAUAAAAAGCUAUUUGGUCAUCUGGAUUUGGAAGCAAUCAAUGGACACAGGAAUAGCAUGGAAGAGUAUGUGCUUUGGCUGGGAUAAGAGAUGAGACAUUGUUCAGACGGUCACCAUUUGGAUGGCACAUGACUCUUCACAGAUGCAUCUGUGGCAGUGUGGAACCUCUACUGACUUAUUUAUAAUAGAAUGUAUUAAAAUAAAUAUUUUUUAACAAUGUUA